AUGACGGAGCGGUACAGCUUUUCUCUAACGACAUUCAGCCCAUCUGGAAAACUGCUCCAAAUUGAAUAUGCAUUAAAAGCCGCUGAAUGCGGUGCUCCAUCCGUUGGCAUCCGUGCUUCUAACGGCGUUGUGUUAGCUGUCGAAAAGAAGUUCAAUUCUGAGUUGAUUGAUGAAUCUUCAAUCUCCCGCAUUGAACCCAUAACCAACUCCGUGGGAAUGGUGUACAGUGGCUUGUCUCCAGAUUACAGGGUUCUUGUUAAACAAGCUCGGAAAUGCGCACAGGCUUAUCAGCUAGCUUAUGAUGAGUCCAUUUCUCCCGAGCAACUAGUUACCCGCAUUGCUGCUGUCAUGCAAGAAUACACCCAGUCAGGGGGUGUACGACCAUUUGGUGUCUCAUUACUCAUUGCUGGUUGGGAUCACAAUUCCGAUCGAGCCUAUCUCUAUCAAUGCGACCCUUCCGGCACUUACUUCCCUUGGAAAGCCACUGCACUGGGUAAAAACUCGUUGAAUGGCAAAAAUUUCCUCGAGAAGCGGUACAACGACAAGUUGGAGUUGGAAGAUGCGGUGCACGCAGCCAUUCUCACAUUGAAGGAGAGCUUCGAGGGUCAGAUGACGGAGAGCAACAUCGAGAUCGCUGUGUGCAAUGACACGUGUUUCCGCGUUCUGCAGCCCUCUGAGAUCAAGGAUUACCUAGCCACCAUCCCCUAA
This is a messenger RNA of Echinococcus granulosus, 708 nucleotides long. RefSeq names its product Proteasome subunit alpha type-2. Gene Ontology annotation, biological process: ubiquitin-dependent protein catabolic process. The transcript is spliced from 5 exons. The record is from RefSeq and is a predicted model, not a curated record. Gene Ontology annotation, cellular component: proteasome core complex, alpha-subunit complex; proteasome core complex. NCBI's taxonomy places the organism in Eukaryota, Metazoa, Platyhelminthes, Cestoda, Cyclophyllidea, Taeniidae. The coding region runs from base 1 to 708 and encodes 235 amino acids.